UAUUUUUGGUAAUGAUUGGCGAUGACUUCAGAAACUGAAGAGAUCUGCAAACAAACUCUCACUUGAUUGACUGAGAAGUUGGGAUAUUUUAGACGUAAAGUCAACUUUCUGAGUUCUUAGGCAUUGUCUUUUUAAUCGGGAAUUAUUUCUUUCUUCUUUUUCCAAAAUAAAUAAAUAAAUAAAUAAAAAUAAUCGGUUGGAGUCAGAGACAAGAAGUGAAAGGUCACCACCAAUCACAGUCGAUUGUUUGUGAAUAUAAGUCUCACAGUUUCACCUCCGCAUUUCUGCAACAAAUCCCAGAAACUUUUUAUUACAAAUGGGGAAGUCCCACGUUGUUUUUUCUCUCCUUGUUUCACUUUUGUUCUUGCUUCAAGGAUCUUUAGUCAGUGCUGUAAGAACAGAUGAUGGAUCAGAAUCAUGGGGCUAUGUUGAAGUCAGGCCCAAAGCCCAUAUGUUUUGGUGGUAUUACAGAAGUCCACACAGAACUGAAGAUCCAAACAAGCCUUGGCCAAUCAUUCUUUGGCUGCAGGGUGGACCUGGUGCUUCUGGGGUUGGGAUUGGGAAUUUUGAGGAGGUUGGGCCUUUAGACACAUAUUUGAAGCCAAGAAACUCAACAUGGUUGACAAAAGCUGAUCUCCUCUUUGUGGAUAACCCAGUUGGGACUGGAUACAGUUUUGUGGAGGAUCUGGAAUUGUUGGUGAAAACUGAUUAUGAAGCUGCUCAGGAUUUAACCACACUUUUGAUUGAGAUUUUCAAUAGAAAUGAGACUCUCCAAAAAAGCCCUCUUUAUAUUGUGGCUGAAUCUUAUGGAGGCAAAUAUGCUGUCACUCUUGGAUUAUCUGCUCUCAAAGCUAUUCAAGCUGGGAAAUUAAAGCUCAAACUUGGAGGAAUCGCAUUGGGGGAUACCUGGAUUUCACCAGAAGAUUUUGUGUUUUCAUGGGGCCCUCUUCUAAAAGAUGUCUCAAGGCUGGACAAUAAUGGCUUCAAGAAAUCAAACAGUUUAGCUCAGCAAAUCAAGCAAGAACUUGAGACAGGCAAGUUUGUUGAGGCAACAGAAUCAUGGAGUGAUCUUGAAGAGGUGAUCAGUUCCAGCAGCAAUUCAGUGGAUUUCUACAACUUCUUGCUGGAUUCUUGGAUGGACCCUGUGUCCUUGUCAGCCUCUGAGCUAUCACAGCACAUCUCCAUUAGAAGAUACUCGAGGUAUCUGAACUCGUUGAGGCGGGAUACACCCGAUGGCGAUGGUGAUAUCGAUAAGCUAAUGAAUGGUGUGAUCAAGAAGAAGCUCAACAUACCUAAAAAUGUUGAAUGGGGAGGCCAAGCAGAUUCUGUUUUUGCAGCAUUGGAAGGAGACUUCAUGAAACCUAGGAUUGAUGAGGUGGAUGAGCUGCUGGCUAAAGGAGUCAAUCUCACUAUUUAUAGUGGUCAAUUAGAUGUCAUUUGCUCCACAAAGGGUACUGAAGCAUGGGUUGAAAAGCUCAAGUGGGAUGGGCUCAAAACUUUCUUAAGUAUGGAGAGAACACCAAUGUAUUGUGGGAAAGAGAAAAUAACAAAGGGUUUCACCAGAUCCUACAAGAAUUUGCAUUUCUAUUGGAUUCUUGGAGCUGGGCAUUUUGUACCGGUUGAUCAACCGUGUAUAGCAUUGAGCAUGAUAAGCAGCGUAACAAAAUCUCCCGCCGUUUCUAAAUAGAGGGUCCCACUAUUGAUUCUUAUACAUAGUUGAAAUUUGAAAACCUCAUUCAAGAAUUCAAUAAUUGGUAGAAAUGAUGAGAUAGGAAAAAUAAUAAUAGAAAAAUCCAUUUGUAAUUGCAAAUCUUUUAUUUGUAUUCUAUGAUUUUUUUCUUUUAGCAGUGAUGAGAAUUUAUUUUGAC
This is a messenger RNA of Salvia miltiorrhiza (redroot sage), 1868 nucleotides long. RefSeq names its product serine carboxypeptidase-like 51. Lineage: Eukaryota; Viridiplantae; Streptophyta; Magnoliopsida; Lamiales; Lamiaceae. Gene Ontology annotation, molecular function: serine-type carboxypeptidase activity. The record is from RefSeq and is a predicted model, not a curated record. Gene Ontology annotation, biological process: proteolysis.